Messenger RNA from Nicotiana tabacum (common tobacco), 1131 nucleotides. Lineage: Eukaryota; Viridiplantae; Streptophyta; Magnoliopsida; Solanales; Solanaceae. The record is from RefSeq and is a predicted model, not a curated record.
CAGCAGAUGUAAGAUGAAUCAAUUCACUAUUUCAUGGUGAAUCAAACUCUGAGUUUCAUUUUUGCAGCUUGGAAACUGCCAAUGUGGUGGAUCUCUUAGAUUCUGCUGUUCUAUCUCGCCUAGUUGAUAUCAUGAGGACGUCAUCCGCAGAUUUGCAGAGGAAAUCUGCUUCAAUCCUUGAGUUCGCCGCAGUUAUUGAGCCAUGCACGGAAAAGAUCCUGUCUGUUGACCUAGAAAGUGGGCUGGAUGCUGUUUUCCAGCAGAAAACUUUAAAUGACGCAGAAUCUGAAAUAGAUCUGCAGAACCCGGAACUUCAUGCGCUUGAGGUUGAAGAGGCUGGUCAUGCGAUAUCUGCAGCAUCCCGGCUACUUACAAGACUGCUGGACUUUGAGCAGUUCUGUCGUAAAGUAAAUGCAUCUCAUUUCACAAAGUUAUUGCGAAAGGUUCUCAAAUCAGACAUCCCUCUUUACCACAAAGACUGGGUUGCUGCCUGUCUUGUGAAGCUCCGCUAUCUCUCUGGUCCAUAUUUUGACUAUGAUACUCCGAUCAACUUAGAGGUAACUCUUUAUGAGACGAUCCCAAGGCUGGUAGAACAGAUCAAGACUUCAUAUUCACCGGAAGUACAAGAGGCUGCUGUUGUAGAACUCAACAGAAUAAUGUCUGAAGAGGUGGUGAAUUCCACCAGAGCCGUGGCUGCCGAGGGAGGGAUAUUUACAUUGGUGAAGCUGCUCGAAAAUGGGAGUGAACGAGCUGUUGAAGCAUCUCUAGCAAUACUGUAUAAUUUGAGCAUGGACAGUGAGAAUCAUGCUGCGAUUAUAGCUGCAGGAGCUGUGCCAAUUUUGAGAAGACUUGUACUAUCGCAAAGGUCACAUUGGAUGCGAGCGCUGAGAUUGCUUAGGACAUUACCUACAUGAUGAAUUCAGCUAAAUUCUUACCAGUUGUAAUAUAAGAAUUAUGAGUUCAUCUUGUUAGUCAUAUAGCCCUUCUUUAUACAAACCCUCUAUUUAGUCUUCAAGCUGAUCUCUUCUGUGAUGAGAGAAUUUUGUGAAUUGAGCCAGGAACAGAUAUUUAAUGCUAUGUAUCUUAUACAGAGACAACUGUGUGGCCUUCAAAGAAUUGGGUUUAGUUCUU